Cryptomeria japonica (Japanese cedar) is the source of this 2275-nucleotide messenger RNA. Its product is annotated as heat shock cognate 70 kDa protein. The transcript is spliced from 3 exons. Gene Ontology annotation, molecular function: ATP binding; misfolded protein binding; heat shock protein binding. Gene Ontology annotation, biological process: cellular response to unfolded protein; protein refolding. Bases 103 to 1995 code for a protein of 630 amino acids. Lineage: Eukaryota; Viridiplantae; Streptophyta; Pinopsida; Cupressales; Cupressaceae. The record is from RefSeq and is a predicted model, not a curated record. Gene Ontology annotation, cellular component: cytoplasm.
CAGUGUGGAUGGUGGUGUUGUUCUUCCUUUCACCAUUGCUGUUAUUUCUCUAGCCUUCAAAUUUGAUUGUAGUCUGUGUAAGUCCUUUGUUAAGGUCAUACAAUGGUUGCAGCCAAGGCGAAAUCCAGUUCCAAUGGGGAAGUAGAAGCCAUAGGAAUAGAUUUGGGAACAACGUACAGCUGCGUAGGAGUAUGGCAAUAUGACCGUGUGGAAAUCAUUGUCAAUGAUCAGGGCAAUCGUACUACUCCAUCUUGCGUUGCCUUUACUGAGACUGAACGUCUCAUAGGGGAGGCUGCUAAAAAUCAAGCUGCCAUGAAUCCUGCAAAUACUGUAUUUGAUGCAAAACGGCUGAUUGCCAGAAAGUUCGGUGAUCCAAUUGUCCAAACAGACAUGAAACUGUGGCCAUUCAAGAUUGUUGCAGGUCAAGGAGACAAGCCCCUGAUCCUAGUCCAAUACAAAGGAGAGACAAAGAAACUCUCUGCAGAGGAAAUCUCCUCCAUGGUAUUGGCAAAAAUGAAGGAAAUUGCAGAAUCCUUCCUAGGCAAAACAGUAAAAAAUGCAGUCAUUACAGUUCCCGCCUACUUCAAUGAUUCACAAAGGCAAGCCACCAAGGACGCCGGGGCCAUUUCUGGGCUGAAUGUCACGAGAAUUAUCAAUGAGCCCACUGCAGCAGCAAUAGCCUAUGGGCUUGACCAAAAGAGCGAGACAGGCAGUGACAGAGAAAAAAGUAUACUUAUUUUCGACCUGGGUGGAGGAACAUUCGAUGUAUCAAUCCUGACCUUAGCUGGAGGAGUCUUUGAAGUGAAAGCCACAGCAGGGGAUACCCAUCUGGGUGGUGAAGACUUCGACAAUAGAAUGGUGAAUCACUUUGUCCAGGAGUUCAAGCAAAAGCACAAGAAGGAUAUGAGUGCCAAUGCCAAGGCAAUGCGGCGCCUGAAGACUGCCUGUGAGAGAGCCAAAAGAACCCUCUCCACCACUACUCAGACUGCCAUUGAGAUUGACUCCUUGCAUGAAGGAAUUGACUUCCAUGCCAGGAUAACCAGAGCCAAAUUUGAAGAGCUCAACAUAGACUUGUUCAAGAAAUGUAUUGAACCUGUGGACAAAUGCCUCAGAGAUGCCAAGAUGGAGAAGUCUGUCAUCAGUGAAGUCGUUCUGGUAGGGGGGUCCACCAGAAUUCCAAAAGUCCAAAAGCUGUUACAGGAUUAUUUUGGGGGUAAGGAGCUGUGCAAGAGCAUCAAUCCUGAUGAAGCUGUUGCCUAUGGUGCAGCAGUGCAGGCUGCCAUAUUAAAUGGAGAAACAAAUGAAAAAGUGCAGGAUGUUUUGCUCUUGGACGUGGCACCCCUCAGCCUGGGGCUGGAGACCUCAGGAGGAAUUAUGACUGUCCUCAUUCCCAGAAACACUACCAUUCCUGCAAAGAAAGAGCGGAUCUUUACCACUUAUUCAGACAAUCAGACCUCUGUUUUGGUUCAGAUAUACGAAGGUGAAAGAGCUCAGAGCAAAGCUAAUAAUCUUCUGGGAAAAUUUGUGCUAUCUGGUAUUCCCCCUGCACCAAGAGGGGUCCCUCACAUUAAUGUUUGUUUUCAUAUUGAUGCUAAUGGUAUCCUCAAUGUCAGUGCCGAAGACAAGACUGCAGGGAUUAAGAAUACAAUCACCAUUAACAACGAUAAGGGCAGGCUGAGCAAAGCUGAGAUUGAGAGAAUGGUGCAGGAAGCAGAGAAAUACAGAGAAGAAGAUGAAUAUGUCCAAAAAAGAUCAGAUGCUAGAAACAUGUUGGAGAACUAUGUCUACAACAUGAGAAAUACUAUCAAGGAUGAGAGAUUCAGUAAGAAGAUCAGCUCUAAUGACAAGGACAAAAUGCAAAAAGUUAUCAAGAGCACAAUUGAAUGGCUGGAUACCAAUCAGCUGGCAGAUGCUUGUGAGUAUGAACAAAAGUUGCAUGACCUGGAACAUGUUUGUAAUCCUGUAAUCUCCAAUGCUUACAAAUCAGCUGCAUGAAAGGGUAAUAAUGAGGGAUCAAAGGUUGACUGAAUUAUGUAAAGGGAUAUUUGUAAUUCACCUGCAAUCAUGUAUGGUAGGAUAGUAGAGUCUAGUAGUAGUAGAAUAUAUCAUAUAUGUUUUAUAGUAUGUACUGUUAAAUAAUUAGUCUUAUUGAAGCAUACAUUAAAAUGAGUACUUUUAUGAUGAUGAUAGUGAAUUGUGUUUAUGAAAUCACUAUUUAGAAAUUAGUGAAUUUGUAAUCUUUUUAUAAUUUAUAAAUCAAUUUUACUGUAAAGAA